AUGGACAGGUUCCGCUACGCCCAACUGUGCAGCUUUUUCCGGUCCCAGCCUCGGAAGCAUGCUAUGCUGAGGGACUGCACACGAUUUGAGGACCCCUGCCUGGCUUCUACGCUCCCUAUUCCCCAGGCUCAGUGUAAUGAUUAUUGCCCUCCAGGAUCCAGAAAAGCCCCUGGUGAAAGCUAUCACACCUGCUGCUACGAUUGUAUCCCGUGUUCAGAGGGAGAAAUCUCUAAUGUGACAGACAGCGAUAAUUGCCACAAGUGUCCAGAGAGUGAAUGGCCGGAUAAGAAAAAAGUGAAGUGUAUUCCAAAAACAUACGACUUUCUGUCCUAUACAGAGGAUUUUAUGGCUCCAGUUUUUUCAUUAGUAACUAUGUUAUUUUCUGCUAUAACUAUCCUUAUAUUAAGGAUGUUUAUUUUAUACCGGGACACCCCCAUUGUUAGAGCUAAUAACCGGACACUCAGCUUCCUCCUCCUGGUCUCCAUCUUGCUGAGCUUCCUCUGUGUGUUUCUGUUUCUCGGUCGUCCUGUGGAUAUAACCUGCUUUCUACGCCAGACCUCUUUUGGAGUCAUCUUCUCAGUAGCUGUUUCUUCAGUGUUGGCCAAGACCAUCAUGGUUUGUAUUGCUUUCAAAGCCACUAAACCAGGCAGCUCCUGGAGAAAAUGGGUUGGGGUUAAAGUGUCCAAUUCUGUUGUCUUGAUUUGUUCCUCUGUCCAAGUUCUAAUUAAUAUUAUUUGGUUGUCCACUUUUCCACCGUAUCAAGAGUUUGACAUGCAAUCUUAUCCUGGAAAGAUCAUCAUUCAGUGUAAUGAAGGCUCGGUUGUUUUCUUCUACUGUGUCCUGGGUUAUAUGGGGUUUCUCGCAGCUGUUAGUUUUAUUAUAGCUUUUUUAGCCAGGACAUUACCGGACAGUUUUAAUGAAGCCAAAUACAUCACCUUCAGCAUGUUGGUGUUCUGCAGCGUUUGGAUUGCGAUGAUCCCGGCCUAUCUGAGCACUAAAGGCAAAUAUAUGGUGGCCGUAGAGAUUUUUGCCAUAUUGGCCUCAAGUGCUGGGAUACUCGGCUGUAUAUUCUUUCCCAGAUGCUAUUUUUUGUUAUUUAAACCUGAGCUAAAUAGUAGAAGAUAUUUGCUAGAGAAAAGUAAAUCAUAAUUUUUAUAAGUAUCCCCUGAACUAAAACACUUGUAUCUGUUCAUAGUUGUUAUCUGUACUUUGGGAAACACCCAUAAUAGGACAGUUUCCAACUAUAUUCCUCAACCAAGCCAUAACAAGAUAUGGAUUAUAAAGUGAGAUGAGUGAGGAAUUU
Spea bombifrons (plains spadefoot toad) is the source of this 1303-nucleotide messenger RNA. Its product is annotated as vomeronasal type-2 receptor 26-like. Gene Ontology annotation, cellular component: membrane. The record is from RefSeq and is a predicted model, not a curated record. NCBI's taxonomy places the organism in Eukaryota, Metazoa, Chordata, Amphibia, Anura, Pelobatidae. The transcript is spliced from 3 exons. Gene Ontology annotation, biological process: G protein-coupled receptor signaling pathway. Bases 1 to 1149 code for a protein of 382 amino acids. Gene Ontology annotation, molecular function: G protein-coupled receptor activity.